AUGCAAUCUCGAAGAGUCUUACAACUUCCACUUCGGGUGCGCGUCCAGCAGAUCUGCUGGGUGCCCCAAGUCGUGUGCGCGCCAAAAAUCUCAGUCCGAAGCCUCUAUAGCACUGGCGCAUCCGCAGACUCCUCGGCUCAAUCGUCGCGCUGGCCGCGCCGACUGAUUUACGCGGCCGUCUUCGGUGCUCUUGGCGUGAGCGCUGGAAAAUGGAUGGACAGAAAGGUUGCAGCACCACCGACUCCUGGCUCUGAGAUAGACAAACUGCAACUACAAGAUAUCCAGCAAGUGUUUGACCGCGGGCUCCCUAUCGUACAAAAGCUCCGCAGUGACCCCGAUUUCGUGGAAUCGGGAGUCUACGAAAACUAUUCGGAGGAAAGCAAACAACAUCGACUUACGACGGGUCCGUUGGCUGGAAGUCGAGGUUUCGGAUUGCAGAGAGUCUUUUGGAAUGAAAAGGAGAACCAACUGGUGACAGUGGUGUUCAUGGGAUCUGGCAUUGAGGGUUGGCCCACUAUGGUACAUGGCGGCGCCCUUGGCACAAUCAUUGACGAGAAUCUUGGUCGCGCUGCCUUGCGACACUUUCCAGAACAAACUGGUGUGACGGCGAACCUCAACAUCAACUAUCGCGCGCCUGUAUACUCAGACAACUUUUACUCCAUCCAUUCCACUAUCGAUCUUGACCGCAGCACGGACCGAAAAGGUUAUGUUAGCUGCACGCUCCGGGAUAUGACUGGUCGGGCCUGUGUUGAGGCCAACGCUCUCUUUGUGGUUCCGAAGCGGCUUAAGCUUGCGAAACUGGGCGAUUCUUUCUGA
Messenger RNA from Penicillium diatomitis, 816 nucleotides. Its product is annotated as PaaI family thioesterase. Bases 1 to 816 code for a protein of 271 amino acids. The record is from RefSeq and is a predicted model, not a curated record. The transcript has 2 exons. Lineage: Eukaryota; Fungi; Ascomycota; Eurotiomycetes; Eurotiales; Aspergillaceae.